AUGUACCACGAUGCUCCGCCGAAGCCGGUUGCCACCGUAAUGUGUCGGCGGCAGCCUAAACCCCGUGAAGGAAUACGCAGUCAAUACAAACUGGAUAGCGUGGCGUCGUUUAUCCUCACAGGAAGCUCCUUGUCUUCCUCCACUUCAACGCAAGCACUGGCAAGCCCAUUUCUUCGGGUGGCACUGCAAUUUCCGGACGACCUGUUGGACGAUGCCGUCGCUGUUGUGGAAACGCUAAAAGGCAUUCUUUUAUCCGAUCCCCGUUGUGUGGGAGGUGUUUAUGGUGUCACCCCAUCACCUGAUGUUGGAGAGGAUUGCUGCUGCAGCAACAAUGAUGGCAGAAUCCGUUUUUUUGUUGUAGCAGAUAACACCUUCGGGUCGUGCUGUCCAGACGAGAUUACGGCGCAGCAUUACUGCAGCGACUGUCUUAUACACUUUGGCGAAUCAUGCAUGAGCCGCUCUACCAGGAUCCCUGUCUUCUACGUGCAGGAGUCUUUUCAAUUCACUGCGACUGCUAGACAAGUGACUCAACAACAGGAAGAGCAGGUGCGUCAAAAAGAUUUAUCAGCACGGCUGGUUUUGGGAGCAGUGGAGCUACUGCAAAAAUACUUGGUUGGCCGCGUUCGUUCGCUAGUGAGGGAGAAGGAUGCCGAGGCUACUGUCAACCUGGUUGUUGUUGGCUGCCAUCGUUCGCGUAAUGUUGUGGAAGAUGCCGAACGGCGCUGGCGGGAACGACAUCAAGCGGGUACACCGGUCCCCGAUUUUGUGACAUUGAUUGACGGGUCUUCUGUUUCGUGGUGCAGCUACGAGUUGGUUCAGUCGACAACAAAUCCGGAGCAACCUUCGACAUCGGGAUCGGUAGUUAAUGUUCAUGCGGCCAUCCCGCAUAGCUGGAGCCCAUCAUCUGGGGAGUGUAGUUCGUGGGUGAUUAAUGGUGUCCGGUUCCCUCGUGCUGGAACAAAGGAGCUGCAGUACUUCUUGUUCGUCGGUCCAUCAAGUGCCUUUCUACCGUUACAUAUUCUCAAUGUUCACCAACACAACCUCUACCACUACUCACAAGAGCUUCGUGAGGUAGCGUUUGAGGCCAACGAAUCUCCUCCCGCAUUAAUAAUAAUGGAUGAAUCGUUCGGCCUCACUGGGGACGGGGGCAAUCUCCUCUCACCACUGAAUGAUACAGCUCGCGGUGAUAUUGAUGAUGCCACUUUGGAGACUGUGCUCAGCACCUGUUCCUCCGGCGAUGGUCAUUCUAUUGCUGCUGACAUUUUCAGCGGUGACACUUGUUUUCGCAAUGCAGGUUAUGCUAAACUGCAGAUGGUGGUGGAUAAACGCUCGAAACAACGUGCUUUCAACAUUGAACUUAUUCGAGCUACCUCUGCUGUGGGGAUAGUUGUGGCCUCGUUGUCCAUAGCGGGGUAUUACGAGACAACAAUGUUGCUACACAAGCUGCUUCGUGCGCACGGCAAGCGUUCCUACAUCAUUUAUAUUGGCCAUCUAAACGAAUUUAAGAUCGCAAACUUUGUAGACACAGUUGAUUGUUUUGUGACCAUCGCAUGCCCCAACAGUCGCGAAGGUCACUUUCCAGAAAAAAAAGAUGGUUUCCCAAAACCUAUCGUUUCCCCAGUCGAGGUUUUGCUUGCCCUUCGUGCUGAAGAUGUUGAUUCACCACUGUACGGCCACCCCGCCGUUUUUAGCACGACCUUCGACUCGAUUCUCCCUCUUCUCCGCAACGAGGUGGAGGAGGCCACCGGAUCACAGAAACGAAAGGAAGAGCUGCGGGGGGACUGCACAACACUCAUACGCACAAUGGCAGGGACUGUCAUGACGCAUGAUGGUGGCGGUAGCGCGUUGGACCGAUUAUAUCAGCGCACAUACGUCGGUUUGGAACCGCGGACUGGACAGACGCCGGUGCAAACGCAAAUUGAAAAGGGUCGACAUGGCAUUGCGCGUGGAUAUGCAACAGAAAAGGAACAAUGA
This is a messenger RNA of Trypanosoma brucei brucei TREU927, 1974 nucleotides long. RefSeq lists its product as hypothetical. NCBI's taxonomy places the organism in Eukaryota, Euglenozoa, Kinetoplastea, Trypanosomatida, Trypanosomatidae. The record is from RefSeq and is a predicted model, not a curated record. The coding region runs from base 1 to 1974 and encodes 657 amino acids. Gene Ontology annotation, biological process: protein histidyl modification to diphthamide. The transcript has a single exon. Gene Ontology annotation, molecular function: 2-(3-amino-3-carboxypropyl)histidine synthase activity.